This is a messenger RNA of Bactrocera tryoni, 960 nucleotides long. It is a transcript of the gene vito, whose product is annotated as ribosomal RNA-processing protein 17. The coding region runs from base 66 to 752 and encodes 228 amino acids. The record is from RefSeq and is a predicted model, not a curated record. Gene Ontology annotation, molecular function: RNA binding. Gene Ontology annotation, cellular component: nucleolus. The transcript has 2 exons. Lineage: Eukaryota; Metazoa; Arthropoda; Insecta; Diptera; Tephritidae.
UUAUCGAUAUUUGGAAUAUAUUGCUUCAGACUGCAGUCGAGUUUAUAAAAAGUAAAUGUGCUAUAAUGAGGAAAAAAGAAAUUGUGUUUGAUUCACUAAAAAGGAAAGACUUUUUGACUGGUUUCCAAAAACGAAAAAAUGAACGUCGAGCUCGUGCCAAAGAACAACUUGAGCGUGACAUUAAAGAGGAACGCAAGAGGAUCAGAAAUGAUAUUAAAAACAGCAUGGCGAAUAUGAAGAAAACAUUUCAACCACUUGUCCUGGAUCCCGAAAUAGAGGAAAAGGUACUAGAAAAGGAGUAUGAAGACGAUGAGGUCGAAAUAAAUGUUAUAGAGUUGGCACCAGGAAAUAAAAACUUGGAUGAAGAAAGCGAUAAUGAUUCUAACUCAAGCGAAUCCACUGAGAAAGACUCCCAUAUAAAUUCUAUACCAGGAAUGGAAUUCAAUGUUGAAUCAGUAGAAAAAGAAAAGGAGAAAAAGCCAAAACAAGUAGACAACCCAUUGUCAGAGUUAGGAAAAAUAGGAAACAAAAAAACUUUAGAUAGAUUAAAGAAAAAGAAAGCAUUAAAAGAAUUUAAAAAAAGCAAAAUUUUCAAACAAAAAGAGCGAGCGGAUAAGAAGAAACAACACAAAACUAGACGUGGACUGAAGCAUUCUAAAUCUAAGCCAAAUGAAAAUGGUACAUUUGGAAAUAAAAAUAAACAUAAUCGGUUCAGGCGAGGCCAUUCUUCAGGACGAGGAAAACGGAGAUAGUAUAAUACCACAUACUUAUAAUCUUUAAUUAAAUCGGGCCUUUGUUAUUCAAGUCAAAAAUAAAUCGGAGGUUUCAGCGAAACUUACAUAUGCUACCUUCAGCAUUAAAAAAUCAAAUGCAACUUUAUAUAUGUAUAUAAUAAUAUUUAUGUUUUAUUUUAAUUGAAACCUUAAAAAAUGAUUAAAAUUUCAUCUAUUGUACAAUAUA